Messenger RNA from Suillus subalutaceus, 2272 nucleotides. RefSeq lists its product as uncharacterized. NCBI's taxonomy places the organism in Eukaryota, Fungi, Basidiomycota, Agaricomycetes, Boletales, Suillaceae. Gene Ontology annotation, molecular function: ATP hydrolysis activity; ATP binding. The transcript has 22 exons. The record is from RefSeq and is a predicted model, not a curated record. The coding region runs from base 211 to 2106 and encodes 631 amino acids.
UACAUUCUGGUCUGAUGCCUUGUUGUAUUGCACAAGCAACUUCCUCUCUUUUUGACGUGUCCGAAAAGUCUAACAUACAGGAACCACUCGUGCAAGCCAUCCCCCCCGCCGAUACCACCAAGUCCCCGCUACCGGCAAUUAGAGAGCCAGUGACUUCCCGAGUCGGCAUAUCCCGAAGCAUCGAUAACGUCCCCACCUCCUGCUGUGGACAUGUCUUCACCUGCAAUCAAGGAAGCACUAAUACCGCUUCCAGUCAGCCCUACGUCAAGUUCUGUGACGCUUGAGGAAUUCAAGUCCGGCAUAACUGAGAGACAAGAUAAUGGCUUCCUUCGACGGUGGCAGCAAUGGGAUUGGCUUCAUGAUUGCUGGAAAUCCUACGAAUACAUCGAACAGACUCCCCGUGUAGUCACCCAAGAACCUAAUUGUUUCUACUUGAAUGUUCGACGGAAGACAGAUAAAGAGAAACCAAAACUGGUUCUCAGUGAUUUUAGUCCCAUUUUACUCGCCUGCUUACGCUCCAUAGUGGGUGGUGAAUGCUUGAGCAAAUAUCCACAAGUUCACAUCGAUGAGCUUCUUUUGGAGCUAGAUUCGUUGGACAGUCGCACCAACGACGCACGUAUGGCGUUGCUAGAAGAAAACAAAGAAGAUGGCGUCGUACGAAGUGCGAAAGCACUCGGGCAUGGUCUAUAUGAUGGUGACGCGCGCACGUACCUUACGGCCGCAGUCCAGCAGCUUGACAUUCUCCUACUUUUGCUUAAAGAAGAAUUCGAACCAGUAGCUGAACGACUGAAACAUGCAAUAGUACACGGUCGCAUACCGCGCGAUCUGCUGGAGUUCUACUUCCGGAAGAAUCAGCUGUACUACUACCUCGAUGACAAUAAUGAUUUUGAUGCAUUCCGCUUGAUCUCCACUUAUUACGAUGACUUUGACCAAACAUUCACUCUUAACGGCGAGGGUACAUUCUGGAACGGAACCAAGUGGGCUACACUCGAGCGAGGUCGGAUGGUUAAACUGGCCGAGGGGUCGUUGAUCUUGGCUGAUUUUCGAACCAGCAAGAUAACGCCUGAAAUAUAUGGGCGACUUACGGAGCGCGGUAGAAAGUACGUCUCACUAGCGGGAGUCCAUCACAGACUUUACAGAGGACGACGGAUCAUGGUUGACCGCUUAGGCUGGAACACGUUCGGCUACAACCAUGCAGAUGAUACCCCAUUCCCAUUCCCCCUUCUUCAAGACAGAAGUAAGGCCAGAAACAACGAUAACAUCCCGCCCGUGCCCGAAGAUAAUAUCGCUCUUCUCCCGCGAUUCAUGCCAGGUUUUGAUCUGGAACGCAAGUCGUGGGGCUUAUUUGAUGUUGAUGAAGUCGAGCCAAUAAAAUUCAACGAAAACGCCUGGGAGCACAUUGUGAUCGACGAAAGCUCAAUGGAUGUCAUUGAAGGAGUUGUGGGUGCAUUCGACUUCAGCAAGGAGGCCAUGGCAGAUGAAGAACAAACGGGCUUGGUUAUACUCUUGCAUGGACCAUCAGGGACCGGCAAAACGGCGACCGUUGAAGCUAUCGCGGAACAUUUUAGACGGCCAUUGUACUCCCUCGCAGCAUGUUCCCUUCCGUUGGACAUGACCUUACUUGUGGACACGUUGACAUCCCGUCUGGAUGCAGCAAGAUCAUGGAAUGCCAUAGUUUUGAUUGAAGCUGGGGAUAUUCUCAUGCAGACUCAGAGGCACGAGCCAAUAAUGGAGGAACAUAUUCGCAUUUCGACGAUACUCGAAUUCUUCGAGCAGCAUCGGUGCAUUGUAUUUGUUACCGCGAGGACUACAUGUACUGCAUACAUGUCGCAUUUUGCUAUGACUAUCCAGUAUCCUGAAUUAGAUGGUGAUUCCCGUCAAAUCAUAUGGUCCAAUAUGCUCUCAGGGGAAGCAAACAACAUAUCUCGCCGAGACAUUGAGGAACUGUCCAGAAUCGUAGUCAAUGGUCGGGCGAUGAGGAACAUUCACACGAUGGCCAAAGCAUUGGCGCGUUCUAGUAAACAACCUCUAUCUCUAUGCUAUUUGAAGACUGCUGCGAAAACACAAGGACAGGUCGAAGGUGCAGGAUAUCAUCUUUACUGGUGACCUAGUCCAGAGCCGUUUAUUAAAUAUACCCUUUAACUGCAAGAAUGUGGAUGGACCAUAUAUGUACUCUCAAUACAGACGUAUCGCAGGGCGAUUUUGUGGAUCUAUUAACUAUGAACGAUGUAGCAAGUGAUCAGUAAAUCGCGAUGCAAGCACAAACUUGAAA